Messenger RNA from Saccostrea echinata, 3350 nucleotides. Its product is annotated as centrosomal protein of 63 kDa-like. The record is from RefSeq and is a predicted model, not a curated record. Gene Ontology annotation, biological process: centriole replication; de novo centriole assembly involved in multi-ciliated epithelial cell differentiation. Bases 186 to 2429 code for a protein of 747 amino acids. The transcript is spliced from 17 exons. Lineage: Eukaryota; Metazoa; Mollusca; Bivalvia; Ostreida; Ostreidae. Gene Ontology annotation, cellular component: centriole.
CGCCCCCUUUGUGAUUGUCGUAAAAGCCGGAAAUGCUCCACUUUCUGUUUGUCAACGGAGUGUUUACAAAAAAAAAGAGGGAAUUAUUUUAAACUACUUGCUUCUUUUUUCAGAAAUAAGUGAAUGAGUACAGGGAGUUAGUAAAGAGCCUGCUUGUGGAAUCUGACCUUCCCAAUGAGACAAGGAUGGACAGAAUCUCAAACCUGUGGGUGGAUCUACAGAGAGAUCAGAGGUUACCUAAGGGAGUGUUGACAGCAAGCUGCGAGGCGGAGCUUCAGGAGUUGAUGAAACAGAUCGACAUCAUGAUGGCCACUAAAAAGAAAGAUUGGGAACACCAAAUUACGAGCCUUCAAAGUAAAAUGGAGCUAAAAGACAAGGAAAAUUUACUACAGAAGUCCACCAUUGAACAAAAGCAUAAAGAGAUUGGUCAUUUGCGACUUCAGGUUGAGACUAUGGAGAAAUCUCACAGAGAACUGGUCACUUGUUACGAACAGCAACUGACCAAUCUCAAAAAUGAGGUUCAGAAAGUAAAGAGAGAUUACGAGAGACUGAGUAAGAAACAUGUGAAACAGAUAAAAGACCAUCAGCGAGAUAAAGACAAAAGUCACACCGAUUUACAGGAUAGUAAUAGCGAGAUAGGACGACUCAACAACAAGAUACUGGAAUAUAGACAGAAAGCCAAGGAUUGGGAGUUACAAAGACGGACAUUUCAGAAGCAGAUUGAGGCACUGGAGUCCCAGAGGAAAGCCCUGACAGAGAAAUGUGAAUUCAUUCAGAGCCAGUCCCAAACGUACCAAUCUCAACUCGAUCGCAGAAAACAGAUGCUCGACUCCACUGAGUUGAGUCUCAAAAAUCAGAUAACUCAGUUAGAGGGACAGUUAGAGCGGACUAAUGAUACACUAACAGCACAGGAGACUAAGGUGGAAAAGUUAAAAUCCUCGCUGGAUGAUGCCAUGACGGCACACAAAAAAGCAAUGGAUGACAACGAAAAGCUUCUCAAUGACCUGAAGAAGGCCAACGACUCAAUCAGAAACUAUGAAGAGGAGAAAGCUGAGCUGGAGAGUGAAUUGAGGGCAAAAGAGGACCUGCUGAGGGCAUUAGAUGAGGACAAAGGGAUCCACAGUGAAAGUAUGACAAAGAUGGAGCAAACGCUGGCAGAAAAAGACGAGAUCAUAAAGUCUUUGAGUGAUAUAAGACAGAAGGAGGAGAGCGAUCAGAUUCGAUUGAUGAGGGAAUCAUUGGAGGACGCUAAAGAGGAGGCCAGGAUGUGCAGAAAACAUGAGAAGGAAAUGAAGGAGGAGUUGUCCAGUUUACAGUCACAUCUCCAGCGAGCCGUGGAGGACUGCGAGAGGCUGACCGAUCAACUGGAACAAAAGAAAACUGAGUUGACAAAGUUAGAGAAUGGUGAAGUGAAAAGACUGAGAGCAGAAGUCAGUAAAUUAAGAGAGCUACAGCUCACCCAGAAAGAUGCGUAUGAAUCAGAAGUUCAAGGUCUGAAGACAGAGAUUUCACGCUUAACCAAAGACCUGCAUGAUCGCACCAAAACAAUGGCAGAUUUAAGUGAGGAAUCCAGCCAUGUUGAGGCUCAGUUACGGAAUGAGGUUGAGGCUCUCGACAGAAGACAGGCAGAGCUACAGGUUGCAAAUGCACAGAUUGAAGCACUCAGACUAGAAAACCGUCACUUGCGUCAGACGAUAUUACAACAAGCCAAAAAUGAUUCCGAUUUUGACAAAGUUCAGGAUCAUCUUACAGCAGUACAAAAUGCGUACACCACAACCAUCAUGAAAUUGGAGCAAGAAAAUCGUCAGUUGAGGGAUGACUUAGCCUGUCUGAGGGAGGAAAUGAACGAGAUGGAGGAGAAGUUUGAGGAGCAGUUACGCCUGGCUCUAAGGGACUCGGAAAUGUCCGCACAGAGUAUCAGAUCUAAAGAUGAUAGGAGACUGCAGAGAUUAGAGGAAGACUCCCAAAGGAAGUUACGUGCUGUCCAGGAGAGACUCGACUCCACCGUACAGCGAUACGAGGAGGAGAUUAGCUACUUACGCAGUCAGAAAGCUCGCCUGGAGGAACAGCUAGACAUGGAGAGGAAUAGUAACUACAGUCAGCCUGUGAGCGGUAUUGACCAUUACGAUGUCGAGAUCGGAGGGACUCGGGCUAACGGUGAUGGAGAGGUCCACCAUGAGGCAGACAACAGUUUUGAGACCGUCCUUAGCAGUCAAGCUAUGUCCAUCUCGGAGAGUGUUAAUGACUACGCACUCAAUGAUGACUUUGGCAAUGUAGAGGACUCAAAUUCUAGGAAUUCUGUGUCAGAGAGAUUUUUAGCAGCAGAAAAUCAAAGAGCAAGAGAACUAGAGAGACUUAUCGACUCGCACAUAGAACAGCUAAAAAUAGGUACAGAGGCCACACUCCGCAAGUACAAUGUCAAAAGGUGAUGGGGAAUUCCUCAUUAGUGUACCAAGUUCCUGUGUUCAGUGGUUAAUGGAUGAACAGGGUCAUUCCACCCAGCCGCAGGGGGAAUUUCUGUGAUAUCUUAGAAGAAGUGCAAUUUGGUUACUAGCCCAUUUAUAGGACAGAGGACUUGCAUGUCUCAUAUGUUACAUGUAUGUCACUUUUAUAUAUCUGAAUCUGAAAAGGCCUAUGUGAUUAAAGACAAAGAAUACAUGUGUAUGUGUGACUUACGUUUUAUAAAACUGUAUCUUAUACCAGUGGAUUUGACAGGUUUUGGAUCAGAAAAAGAUUUAAUUACAGUGCAUUACUAUAGUCUGGACUCCUAAAAUUACAAAACUUAAAGAUGUUACUAAAUGUACUCUGUACUGACAAAGUUGUGACUGUGAUAUUUGAAUAAUAUUGUAGCUAUUUAUUUCAUUAUUUUCUUGUCUGUAUACUUUCUAUUGUAUUUUGUUGAUAAGUGACAUGAAAUAGACCAGAAAUGUUUGAUUGUAAUGUCAUACAAUGCACUAUAAAACAUUCAUUUCACACUCGCAAAUUUUCUGUUACACACACACUACCGCACUCUGUUAAUUUUUUUUGUUGAUUUCUAUUUGCACAUGUUAAGUGAACACUUUAUGAAUGAUUUAGAUUUCAGUAUUUCUGUUGUUCAUUUAGUAAGCAAAAAUGUAUUGAAAUUAUGUCUUUAAUGCACAAACAUUAUUGUGAUAUAUGUCUUUAUAUUAUCCCUGAUACUGAAUUCCAUUUUGUAAAACAAGGGUUGGCUACCUAAAUGUUUUGUAUUAUGGGAUAGUGAAAAUCAAAAUUUUUAAACCAUUACAACCUUUCCUUACAAAAUCUUUUCAUCAUGUUUAUGCCUGCAUGUGUACAUGAAUAUUCUAAAUAAAAAUUUUCAUUUUAACCUA